Messenger RNA from Engraulis encrasicolus (European anchovy), 5637 nucleotides. It is a transcript of the gene man2a2, whose product is annotated as mannosidase, alpha, class 2A, member 2. NCBI's taxonomy places the organism in Eukaryota, Metazoa, Chordata, Actinopteri, Clupeiformes, Engraulidae. The transcript has 21 exons. The record is from RefSeq and is a predicted model, not a curated record. Gene Ontology annotation, molecular function: carbohydrate binding; alpha-mannosidase activity. Gene Ontology annotation, biological process: protein deglycosylation; N-glycan processing; mannose metabolic process. The coding region runs from base 377 to 3835 and encodes 1152 amino acids. Gene Ontology annotation, cellular component: Golgi membrane.
CACACACACACACUUUUCCCCUGAACAUACUGAAAGUACCCCCCUCAGCCAUUUAUCCCCCUCAACUGCCUUCCUCGCUGUGAUUGAGGCUGCUGUCGACAGAGGUCUUUCAUUCAGCCUGAUCCUCAAGCCGAUUGUAACCAGGCCCUGGCCUAACACACACUAAGCUGACACUACUUCACCAAGAGGUACCCCGUACCCUGCCUAAGCCAACCCAGAGUCCCUAUACCCAACCGCAGCCAAACCAGUAGCCCUAUAUCCAAUAGCCAACCCAGGGAUUCCGUAUAACAAACUUCAGCCUACCCAGAGUCCUUGUACCAAACCUCAACCUACCUAGAGUCCCUGUACCCAACUUCAACCAGCCCAGACUGCCAGGAUGAAGCUGAAGAAGCAGGUGACCGUGUGUGGGGGAGCCAUCUUCUGUGUGGCCGUCUUCUCCCUCUACCUGAUGCUGGACAAGGUGCAACACGACCCCACCAGACGGCAGAAUACAGGCGGCAACUUCCCCAGGAGUCAGAUCUCGGUGCUGCAGAACCGCAUUGAGCAGCUGGAGCAGCUGCUGGAGGAGAACCACCAGAUCAUCAGUCACAUCAAGGACUCAGUGCUGGAGCUGACCGACACGGGCGCCAUCUCGCCCAGUGGCCACCUGCCCUUCCGCAGCAACAACGGCUCCUGGGUCAUGCCCUUCGAUGGCCGGCCCGCCUACCUCUCGCUGCGCCCGCGCGACUGCCAAUUCUCGCAGAUGCGCCGCGGGCCCACCGAGCUGCAGAUGCUGGAUGUGUACUCGCUGCUGAACUUCGACAAUGUGGACGGGGGCGUGUGGAAGCAGGGCUUCGACAUCACCUACGACCCCAACGAGUGGGAUGAGGAGCCCCUGCAGGUGUUUGUGGUGCCCCACUCCCAUAACGACCCAGGCUGGAUCAAGACGUUUGAUAAAUACUACAGCGACCAGACGCAGCACAUCUUUAACAACAUGCUCAUCAAGCUGGCCGAGGACCCGCGCCGCAAGUUCAUCUGGUCGGAGAUCUCCUUCUUCGCCAAGUGGUGGGAGAGCGCCAGCGCCGACAAGCAGGAGGCCAUGCGCAAGUUAAUCCAGACUGGGCAGCUGGAGAUUGUGUCCGGUGGCUGGGUGAUGCCGGACGAGGCCAACACACACUAUUUCUCCAUGAUCGACCAGCUCAUCGAGGGACAUCAGUGGCUGGACAGGAACCUGGGCAUCGUCCCUCACUCGGGCUGGGCGAUAGACCCGUUUGGCCACAGUGCCACCAUGCCGUACGUGCUGCGCCGCGCCAACCUGACCAACAUGCUCAUCCAGAGGGUUCAUUACUCCAUCAAGAAGCACUUUGCUGCCAGCCACAGCCUGGAGUUCAUGUGGAGGCAGGCCUGGGACCCCGGGUCGGGCACGGAUAUUUUCUGCCACAUGAUGCCCUUCUACAGCUACGACGUGCCCCACACCUGCGGCCCCGACCCCAAGAUCUGCUGCCAGUUUGACUUCAAACGCCUGCCGGGCAGCCGCGUCAACUGCCCCUGGAAGGUGCCACCCAAGCCCAUCGUAGACAACAACGUGGCCGAGAGGGCUACGACUCUUCUGGACCAAUACCGUAAGAAGUCCAAGCUGUUCCGCAGCAAGGUGCUGCUGGUGCCGCUGGGGGAUGACUUCCGCUACGACAAGGCCCUGGAGUGGGACCAGCAGUACAGCAACUACCAGAAGCUCUUUGACUACAUGAACUCCCACCCAGAGAUGCACGUCCAGGCCCAAUUCGGAACGUUGUCCGACUACUUCAACGCGGUGUACAAGGCUAACGACGUGCAGCCUGGCAUGCGACCGCCUGACUACCCCGUGCUGAGCGGAGACUUCUUUGCGUACGCCGACCGCGAGGACCACUACUGGAGCGGCUACUACACCUCGCGGCCCUUCUACAAGAACCUGGACCGCGUGCUGGAGUCCCACCUCAGGGCUGCGGAGAUCCUGUACAGCCUGGCACUGUCCCACGCGCGCCACUCUGCCAUGGAGAGCCGCUACCCGGUGUCGGACUACGCCCUGCUGACGGACGCCCGUCGCAACGUGGGCCUCUUCCAGCACCACGACGCCAUCACCGGCACCGCCAAGGAGGCCGUCGUCAUCGACUACGGAAACAGGCUACUGAGAGCCCUGGUUGGCCUGAAGCGAGUGAUCAUUAACGCGGCUCACUUCCUGGUCAUGAAGAACAGGGAUGUCUACCGCUUCUACCAGUCUGAGCCCUUCCUGGAGACGGAUGAGCGGCGAGCUACCCAGGACUCUCUGCCUCAGCGCACUCUGAUUGAGCUGGACCCCAACGCCCCCAGGUACCUGGUGGUCUUUAACCCGGUGGAGCAGGACCGUCUGUGUGUGGUGACGGCGCUGGUGAGCUCCCCUCAGGUGCGCGUGCUGACGGAGGAUGGCCAGACCCUACCCGUGCAGCUCAGCGCCCAGUGGAGCUCCCCAACGCAGAUCAACGCAGAUGUCUACCAGGUGUCCUUCAUGGCUCGGCUGCCUGCCCUGGGCCUGGCCGUGUACCACCUGUACGAGAGCAGUGAGUCCCCCAUGACCAUGCGCAGCGAGACGGUCAUGCGCCUGGCUCCCGGCUCCAGUGCCGUCAGGGGCCUGGACCCGCUGCCCCUCCGCAUGCAGACGGCUGAUGCACAACCCUUCUUUGUCCACAGCCAGUACCUGACGCUUGGCUUCUCUGGCACCACGGGCCUGCUGGAGACCAUCCGGCGGAAGGACGAGUCCCAGGAGAUGAAGGUGCAGUUCCAAUUUGUCACCUACGGCACGCGGUCCUCCAAGGACAAGAGUGGCGCGUACCUCUUUCUGCCCGACGGCAGGGCCAAGCCCUACACCCAGAGGGAGCCCCCCGUGGUGCGCGUGGUGGAGGGUCCGCUCUUCUCGGAGGUGGUGGCGCACUACCAGCACUUCCAGCAGAGCGUCACCGUCCACAACGUGCCCGGCGUGGACGGCCUGUCCCUGGACAUCAGCGUCAUGGUGGACAUCCGCGACCAGGCCAACAAGGAGCUGGCCAUGCGCGUGGUCACCGACAUCCAGAGCGAGGACACCUUCUACACAGACCUCAAUGGCUUCCAGAUCCAACCCAGGCGGUACUUCCACAAGCUGCCGCUGCAGGCCAACUUCUACCCAAUGCCCACCAUGGCCUACAUCCAGGACAGCCAGCAGCGGCUCACACUGCACACAGCACAGGCCCUGGGGGUGACCAGUCUGGACAGCGGUCAGCUGGAGGUGAUCCUGGACCGGCGUCUGAUGCAGGAUGACAACCGUGGUCUGGGCCAGGGCCUGAAGGACAACAAGAGGAGCCUCAACCGCUUCCGCCUGCUGCUGGAGAGGAGGCCUGGUGGCAGCCGGGCCAUGGACAGUGAGCCGCUGAGCUUCCCUUCGGUGGUGAGCCACAUGACGUCGUCCAUCCUGAGCCACGAGGUGUUGGCGUUGCCCGUGGUGGCCAAGCACGGCGUGCCCCCGCUGCGCACCUUUGCGCCCCUCACCGCUCCGCUGCCCUGCGACUUCCACCUGCUCAACCUGCGCACCAUCCACAGCAAGGAGGAUGCCCAGAGCCCCUCCCCCUACACGGCUCUGCUGCUGCACCGUAAGGCCGUGGACUGCAGGCUGGAGGCCCAGAAUCUUGGCUUCAACUGCACCACCACACACGGACAGGUGUCUGUCUCCAGUCUAUUCCGGGGUCUGGACCUGCAGCUGCUGCAGCCCACGUCUCUGUCGCUGCUGUACGGGGGCGCGCCGCUGGCCAACGACUCCUCCGUCACCCUGGAGCCCAUGGAGAUCUCUACCUACAAGCUCAAGCUGCGCUAGCCACUAUGCCACAUAAACACGCACACUUGGACCCCACCUCUGAAGUGGAGUCAGGGAUGGGGCCUUUCAUGUGAUGGAGAGAGGUGGGCUUACCUUUUGGGGGAGCCCUUUUUGGCCUCUCGGGUUCCCAUGGCUCGAUUUCAUCAUGGACUUCAGAGCGCUCUCUCUUCUGAGCUCCAGUGUUCAGCCAGACCACCUAGGCUUCUCCCCUUCCCCUUAUUCAAGACACUCACCAAGACAGUAAUAUGAAGCUCACUGGGUAAGUGUGAAGAAUAAUCUGGAACACUUAAGGAUGGAUUGUAAAGUGACGCACAUUUAAAAAAAAAAAACACCAUUUGGACCUGACGCAAGGUUGAAGUCGCUGUGGUGGUGUUAUGUCAUCUAUGCCAGGUCCAGUCUUCGUCCCAUGAUGCCAUCUCCAUGAUGCAAGACACAGCAAUGUAAAUAGUGUAACAUACAGACUCCUGGGAUUGGGAGCAAUGGGUGGUGGUGGGAUUUAGGAUUUAAGGGUUUGGGGAUUGGGCUUAGGUAAUUUUAGACCUUCAGUGCAAUUUCUCUGAAUCUCUCUCUCUCUCUCUCUCUCUCUCUCUCUCUCUCUCUCUCUCUCUCUCUCUCUCUCUCUCUCUCUCGGUUUUCUACUCUCUUGGCCACGUUAACUGUGUGAGAGACUCGAUACCCAUGACAUGAGCUUUGUGCAAUGUUCACCUUUGGAUGCCAGUGGAUUAAAAUGAAUUGUGUGUGUGUGAUGGGGGGGGGGGGAGUGAUGUAAGAACUCGAGGUGUCUUCCCUCCACGCUCCCUUAAAUGAGAUGGGGUGUGGAGGCGGAGUUAAGUAGUGUAGAGUGGCUUCCCAAAACAACAACGACUAGGACCACCAGGCUCCUCCUCACCAGGGAUUUCCCAUAUUCUCCCUUCUCUCUCCAUAAAACUAGAUUGAAUGAGAGGGUGGGGUUCACACACACACACACACACACAACCUUGAUGGCUCCCUCCACGCUCUGUUAAAUGAUGGAGAAUGAGAUGUUGUGGUUGGGUAGUGUCGAGUGACUUCCCAACAGAAGAACGACCAGGACCACUAGACUUCUCCUCACCAGGGAUUCUAUUCUAGACCCCAUCUUCUCCCCCCUCCCUCCCCACUCACUAUGGAAUAGGACAAGAUGGAGUUUUUCGCUACAGAAUCUCCAUUUAGGAUUUCAAUGCCUUGUUCCCAAACUUGGUGUUCUCUGUUCAAGAUGGAGCUUGUGUCUACAGUAUGCCCAUUUAGGACACUUAGAAACAGACGUUAAUGCCUCGUCGUUCCCCACCUCAACCAGGUGUUCUGUGGGCACCGAAGGACAGGUGACACAUGGGUCGAGGUCAUUGUAGAUGGAACUGCCCAUCUUCUUCUGUACGUAGACUUUUUUGUGGAUCUUAAUGAACUAUCUAUGUCAUCGAGAUCUUCACCAAGGACCCAUGAAGUUCUGACUUCUAACAUUGUACGAGUAAAAGCUGCCCUUUUAUCGAUGAGUGUUUGCGACCUCGUCGUACAGUUGGACUGUAGAGGCCAAAGCACUCGUUCAUCCGUUUUGUUCCGUUUUUUUUUUUUUUUUCUUGCAAGCCUGGAAUAGUGUUGUGUACCAUGCUGUAUGCAGUAGAAGGUGUUGUGUCAUCAUUUAACACAGAGGAACACUUUAUCAGCAAGUAGCUGAACUGAGUCUUUGUCAUCACAGCCUGUCUUUGCCGUUAUUUGGUACUUCUGUGAAGGCUGACAUGGAGGUGUGUGUGUCUGUCUGUCUGUCAGUGUCGUGUGUGUGUGUGUGCGUG